AUGAAUGACUCUCCAGGUGGCCUCCUGCAGCUCAUAGCCUUCAACAAUCUUUCUGACGAGGGCCGCGCAAUCUUCCUCCCGGCCACAGGCUUCCUGCUGGGCAUUGUGACGAACUGGCUGGCCAUCCUCAUGGUCUUCAAGCCUUGCUUCCCAACACCCAUCCGGAUCUGUGGCUGGCACAUCUGCAACAUCCAGGGUCUCUUCCUGAAGCGACAGCCUGAGGUCUGCGUGCUCUAUGCCAAGAUGUUGAAGCAGAGCUGUUCGGAGAACUUCCUCUCCUUCAACAAGAUCAUCGGCUAUCUGCAGACGCUCCCCGAGCUUUGGGAGAAGCUGAAGGCAGCGUAUGUGGCACACUCCACGGCCGUGCUUCGGGAGACCCUAGGCUCAGCCACCUGGUUCGCGCAGUGGACCAUCGGCAAAGAGGGGUACAGGGACUUGGAAGAGGACCUCAAGGCCCGGGCCUUCACGGGAUUAGUAGCCAUGGUCGACGGCCUCUACCGCGCGCAUCGUCUUCACAAGGUGUCCGCCCAGUACAUCUCGAAGGUGACGGACAUCGAAGCUCGAAACAGGGAGUGUCUCCAGCGCAUGCCGGCCGACGAGUUCGAAAAUCUGCUCCACUCCGUCUUUCAGGAGGAUGAGUGGAUCUUGAUCCUCCUUGGGGGAAUCCUUGGGGCAAUCGUGGGGAUCAUGCAGGUCUACUGCCUCUCCGGCUGA
Molecule: messenger RNA, 714 nt
Organism: Symbiodinium sp. CCMP2592
Lineage: Eukaryota; Dinophyceae; Suessiales; Symbiodiniaceae
Source: the annotation of a GenBank genome assembly